Poecilia latipinna (sailfin molly) is the source of this 4896-nucleotide messenger RNA. RefSeq names its product Sjogren syndrome nuclear autoantigen 1 (gene ssna1). Gene Ontology annotation, biological process: axon extension. Bases 192 to 536 code for a protein of 114 amino acids. The transcript is spliced from 4 exons. Gene Ontology annotation, cellular component: centrosome; ciliary basal body; axon. Lineage: Eukaryota; Metazoa; Chordata; Actinopteri; Cyprinodontiformes; Poeciliidae. The record is from RefSeq and is a predicted model, not a curated record.
GCCGCCAUUACCAGAGAAGAAUAAGUUGUAAAGGAACACCCGCCAUUCAGGAGCGCUUCAGUUCAGUUUUCACGUUUAAACCGCCUCUCUGUUUGCUGUGUUACCUGCAGUCAGCUGCAGAAACAUCCACUGGACGUUACAGAAAUUCAUUUUAACUGAACUUAGCGGCGGGAAUCUCGCUAAAAGCCAACAUGACCCAACAAGCCGCGGCUCUUCAGACCUACAACAACGAGCUUGUCAAGUGUAUCGAGGACCUGUGCUCGAAGCGGGACGAGCUGAACCGCCAGAUCCGGCUGGAGGAAGACGAGAAGGAGCGACUCCAGCAGGACAUCCGGCUUCUCUCUGAGAAGCUGAGCCGGGUCAAUGAGAGCAUGGCGCAAAGACUGACCACCAGGGCCAACCUGGACCGCACCAUCGCAGAGACGGAGGCUGCAUACGCCAAGAUCCUGGAGAGUUCCCAGUCUCUCCUGAGUGUCCUGAAACAGGAAGCGGGAAACCUCAACAAAUCCCCUGAGCAGUGGAAAAACUUACAGUAAGCACAUAAAGAGUUAUAGACAGGAAGUGAGUAAAAAUGAACCAGGAAGUGAGGCGUUUGGUUUCAGAUGGAGAGCAGGAAGAGGUGGAUGGACGCCUCCACAGCAGCUUAGCCACAGCAGCCAAAAUUUAAAAAAAAAAAAUCAUGACCCUUGAACUCUCCCCCCCACCCCCAUAUUCACACAUUUACAACCUGGAGUUUAGCAAAAGUAAGAACACUUCCGCUAAUGUGCUAAUAGGAAAGCUAAUGUUUGGUUUAGCAUCUCUGUGCUAACCUCUAGCACUCUUAGCUUCUCCUAAUAUUUAUUCAGGUAAAUUCUAAAGUGCUGCUUUGUAAACCUUCAGUUGAAUAAAAUUAGACAUUGCAGUCCUGAACACAUUGAGCUAAUUCUUGGGUUAGCACUUUAGCGUUUUUGCUUACCAUCUUACCAUUAAUAAUAUUCAUGCAGUUGAAUUCCAAAGCGCUAAUUUGCCUGGACGUUUUGUAAACUUUUGCUUGAAUAGAGUUUGAUAUCUGCAGUGUGAGAGACACUUGAGCUAAUCUGCUCAGCAGAGCUAAUUUUGUUUUCUGGUUUAAGCGUUUUUGCUAACCCUUGGUGCUUUUAGCUUCCCCUUAAUAAAUUUUGUCUGGAUGAAUCCUAAAUUGCUAAUGUUGUAAACGUUCAGUUGAAUAAAGUCUGACAUCUGGACCCACUUGAGCUAAUAUGCUAAUAGCAGAGUUAAUUUUUCCUAUGUCGUUUUUGCUAACUUUGAAAACAUUUAGCACACUUAGCUUCCCCUAUCAUGUUGUUAACAUGUUUGUUAACACGGCUGAAUUAAGCUCUUUAGCAUUAUAUUUAGUUUUGUUGUAGCGCUUUAGCAUUAGCAGAACUAAUGUUUGUUAUUAGUCCUUUACUUUUAGUGCAAAUAACAUUUUAUUUUGGGCUAAGAGAGUAAAUUGGCUUUACUGGAAAUGCACACCACACUUUUCAGAUUUCAAUUCAACUAUACAUUACUUGUGUUGGUUUUUCACAUAUAAUCUCAGUAAAAUACACCGGCAUUCAGCCCACUUUACUCCAAUACCCCUAAAUGAAAUCGACCACAACCAAUUAUCUCAUCAAUAAAAAUUUAAAUCACAUCCCAAAUGAUUAGAAUUGAUUUACUGUGAUUUGCCAAAUAAUUUCAGUUUUGUUAAAACUACUAUAAUUCUGCAUUUUUUUAAUAAUUAAAUGACUUCUGAAGGUUUAAAACAUAAACCUCACCACUUUAACUCAAAGUUCAGUUUAACUGCAUCGAGUAGUACAGUAUGAAAUGGAAGGAAAAUAUAUCUGAAAAGUGUGGUGUGCAUUUGUAUCCAGCCUCAUUUUACUCAGAUAUCCCUAAAAAAAACAAUUUACCUUCAAGGUGACUUAAUAUUCAGAAUUAUGUAGAAUUUAAAUUAAUAAAGCCGUUCUGCGGAGAUUUGCACCUCAUAAUUAAAAUCCCAAUAGAAUUUGUUUUAAAGUUGAGAAGACUUUAAAUUUUAACAUUUGUAUUUUACAUAAUUAGAUUCCUAAUCAUUUUAAAAAGGUCUUAAUCUGAAGUUUUGCAGGAUUUCUGAAAAAUAUUGAAGGAUUUUUCAUUUGAUCAUCUUCAGUCCAGUGAAAUAAAUUAAAUAAGGCAACAAAUUAAGGACAAAAGUAGAAAUGCGAGAAAAUAAUUGAAUUCCCUGUAAUGGAUCUCUGAGCCAAUGGCUUCUGCAUCACUUUAAAACCUUCCAAGAAAAGGCUUUUUGUCCCUUCCUUCUUUCCUUUCAAACCCAAAUACCUAAACCAUUCAGUUCCAGCUGAUUUGUCUUUAUUUUCAUGACUUAUGGAGAUAAAUGGCUAUAAAAAGGCCCAAUAUUUCCUUUAGUUCAGAGUUCCAUUUUCUACCAGCCGUGAUUACGAUAAGGAAACGUGCUAAUGGAUAUUUAUUGGCUGUGGUGGGCACACUAAUGCUAAUGUGCUAGUAGCAUAGCUAACUUUGAAAACAUUUAGCAUACUUAGCUUCCUCUCAUUUAAAUUCUAAAGCACUAAUUUAGUUGGCUGUUUUGUAAACUUUCAAAUAAAGUUUGAUAUCGCCAUAAUAUCGACUUAGAUCUCCAGCUUUUGCUAAACACUAUGUUGGUGUAGUGCAUUAGCAUUAGCCUCUGGUAAAUUUCACGUGGGUGUAGCGCCAGUUUCUGCUAAAUUCCAUGUUGUUGUAGAGCUUUAGCGUUAGCUUCUACGAAGCAUCAUGUUGUUGUAGCACUUUAGCAUUACCUUCUGCUAAAUUCCUUGUUGGUACAGCGCUUUAGCAUUAGCUUAUGCUAAUUCCUUCUUAGUGUAGUGCAAGUUUUUACUAAAUUCCAUGUUAGUGUGGCACAUUAAUAUUAGCUUCUACUAAGCAUGCUGUUGUAGCACUUUAGCAUUAGCUUCUAUUGAAUUUUUUGUUGGUGUAGCAAUUUAGCAUUAGCUUCUGCUAACUUCCAUGUUAAUAAAGCGCUUUAGCAAUAGCAGAAAGAAUGUUUACCACCAGUGCUUUGGGAUUAGCGCAACAUUUCGGCUAGUUGUGUCCACCACUGUGUCUGGGGUCAUACAGAAGCAGAUAUUUAGUGGGUAAGAAGCAUCCUGUUGAUUGGCCAAUCAUGGUGGAUUGCUCCUUUCUGUACCAGAAAAAUAUGGUUCCCAAACAUCCAGAACCAGAAAACUGCAAACAACCAUCAGAACAAAUAAACUUGGGGCUAAUUUGGGCCUGCUGCGGAGCCGUGGAUGUGUUGUCACAGUGACGAGGCCGACAAUCAUGAGACUUUAAUACAAGGCUGCGACAAACAUUUAAAAACAGAAGCAAGCAUGGCAAAAAUCGGCAGUGCAUUCCUCCGGUUCGGCUGGAGAGUUUCACUUCAAAAUGGCGUCCUUCUGCGUUUUACCGGCACAAAAGUACCGCUUAGUUUUCAUGGGUUUAGCGGUUCAACCCUCCAGUUCGGCUUCCUGCUCUGCGAAUUUCCUCCAUCGCUUGUUUUUAUGACUCAUCAGGUGCAAAAUGCAGCGUAAAAACAAAAGAAUGACAGUGCAAAGACAUUCAGCAUCAAAGACUCCAGGAAUUAAAAAAAACGAUAAUCCAGCUUCCAGGAAUGGAAAUAAUCCAGGUGAUUGUGGAGGAAUAGUUUGGGAAUACUGGUGGAGGGACGAGUGUGAGGCCAGCACAGCAAUAUUUUAAUCAGUUGGCGCAAUAAUGAGGUCAAGAAAAACAUAAUCAUCUCGUAUAAAAACAAAAUCUUAAAAAAAAUUCAAUUCAAGCAUAAACAAAGCCGAUUUCUCAAUCCUUUUGUUCGCACUAGGCAUGGGCUGGCAGAGGAACGUGAAGGUCUACCAAACGUUUAGAGUUGAACUUUAUUUUGAUGCCUCGUUAGAUCAGCCAGAUCAGAACAUCAAUUAUAGAAAAUCUCUUUUUUUCCCUUAUUAAAGACAGUUUUCAAUCACUUUUGGGUUCCUCAGGGCUCCAUUCUUGGCCCAUCAGUUGUUUUUAAACUACUCAAACUUGUACUGAUUAACAGAGACGAUAGGAAAAAAUAAAGCAGACAUUUUAACCCCUCGCUGUUAAAGUUACUUUAAAUUAAUAACUCAGCCAUUUUUGGUCUUUUUCUCCCUUUACAUGUGGGGUUCCUCAGGGGUCUAUCCUCAGUCCCAGUAGUUUUUUUUUUAGUUUUUUUUAGCUACUUUUACUGAAAUAUCAAAAUGAGAUGCAAGAGAAAAAGUUCUUGUCUGGAUUCUGAUUGGUGCAAAACAAAGAUGUUGUGAAAAUUGUGAAAGCAGGAAAUUAAAUUGGUCUAACAAUGAAUUAAUUACAGUUUCUAUGUCAUCAUGAGAAACUGAUUAUAUAUUAUUUAUUUAGUACAGGGGCCAUGUCCCCUGCUGGCCCCCAUCUAGAACCGCCAAUGGCUGUAAUAAUCAAUAUGUGACAAUUAGAUUAUAUUCUACAUUUUAACUUUUAAUUGAUUUUGCAAAUACCAACCCAUGCCUAGUUCCGGCCAACGUUUCAUGAUUUAUCCUUCAAACAACCGGAAUGUCAAAGUAUUCGAGGUCUGACUUUUAAAAAAUCAAGUAAGAAGUUUUUCCUCCUGGUUUCCUUCACAUGCAAACGAAAACCUCACAGAAACGAAGUUGGAAAAAAACGUCGAAUUGCAACAUUUAGAAGAGUUCACAUAAACACAUUCUGCAGAGCCAUGAUUUGUUUGGACCGUUUGGACAUACAGACAUAUUAUCAUUAUUAAUAUAAUUGGCGAAGGUCACUUUUUUCCAGAGCAUUCGAUACGGAAUAAAAGCUGCUACUGAUCAACAGGUGUCUGCUUUACGGCGGCAAAUCAGGCCGAUGUAAAAAAAA